GUGAAAUUCGUUAUGUACAUAUUAUAAAUAUGAAAGAAAUUUCAGAAAAGUCUGCUAUUCUUUCAAGCGAUUCAGAAGAAUUACGAACUAUUCGUGUAUUUAGUGGUACGUUUAAUGUAAGCGGACAAGAAGUGUCUGAGUCUCUCGUACCGUGGCUCGAAUGUGAUUAUGACAUUGACGUUUAUGCGAUAGGUUUUCAAGAGACAGAUCUUAGUGCAGAAGCAUUUUUAUUGAAUGAUAGCGUCAGAGAGGAAGAGUGGUCCGAUGCUGUAUUAAAAGCAUUGGGCGAUAAAGCUGAAGAUUAUUGGAAGGCAGUUCUAAUGGUUUUGGUAAAAAAAGAGCACCAUCCAUACAUCAAAGAUAUCCGGAGCGAUAGUGCUGGUGUAGGAUUGAUGGGCAUGAUGGGUAAUAAAGGUGGUGUAGCUAUAAGAUUCCGUUUUCAUGGCUCAUACCUGUGCUUUGUGAAUUGCCAUUUGGCAGCAAAUCCAGGAGGGUUAGAAAGGAGGAAUCAAGAUUACAUGGAAAUAUGCAGACGAAUGACUUUUCCUAUUGAUACAAGUGAGGGGUAUUCCUCACUAUAUGGUUGGGUUGGCGAUUAUAUACCCCCUUCUGCUAAGUAUGCUGCAGCCGCUGUUGUCGGAAUGGGAGGAAUGAUUAUUCCGGGCAUAAAUGCGCCGAAUAAUCCAUCCAUGGAUGUUGUUGAACCGGUGGUCAAAUCGAUGUUAGAAAAAGGUGACAUGGAAUUAUUGCUAAACUUUGACCAGCUUAAUAUGCAAAGGAGAAAUAAGCAGGCAUUUUAUGAGUUUGAAGAGGGUACAAUAACUUUCCCGCCAACCUAUAAAUAUGAUUUUAAAACAAAUGAUUUCGAUACCAGUGAAAAGAAAAGAUCACCUGCAUGGACAGACAGAAUAUUGUGGAGGAGUAAGGAAAGCGACUGGUGUAAACAAUUGACAUACAAGAGUCAUAUGGAUAUUAGGUUAAGUGAUCAUAAACCAGUUAGUUCAAUUUUUGAAUUAAAGCUUAAAAUCUGUCCGCCUGAAAAGUCUGAAAAACUUGAUGAUCCUGAACAUGAGGAUGAUGAAAUUAUUACGUAUAACAAUGUGAUCAUAUUGAAAGACAAUGGAUGUGAACAGUAUACAAACCAUCGAAUUUAUAAUAUUAUGAAUAAAUCUACUAAAAGAAAAAAUUGUUCAACAAUAAUGAAUAUUUCUAAUUCUCAAGAAGGAACAUCUAAUAAAAGAACACAAAUUUCCGCUUCCAAUCUUACUGUUUCUCAAGUUUCUCAAACUUCUUUAGCAGAAGCACCAGUUGGGACAGUUAUUCAAGUAGAUACAUCAAAUAAAGUUAGUUGGGUUUGGAAAUUUUAUUAUCAAGAACUUCGCAAAGAAACAGAAGGGUGGAUACGAUAUGCUAUAUGUAGAAUUGAAAUAGAAUCUGGUCAAGAAUGUAGAAGAACAUAUCGAAUUGGAUUCUCAACUGGAAAUCUUAUUAUACAUUUAGAUUCGGAACAUGAGGUUACAAAACAUAAUCAAAUUCCAAAAAAGCUUGUUGCAGAUUCAAAACCAUUAAAUAUUAUUCAAAAUAAACAUUUUCAACAAUUUAUAAAUGCAUUUGACCUAGCAUUUAAUAUUCCAGAUAUAAAAUUAGUUAAACAAGUUAUUAAUCGGGCUUAUGAUUACUCUGUUCCAUUGUUACGUGAUUAUCUUAAAAAAAAUAUAGUUAAAGUAUCUUUUACAAUAGAUUUUUGGACAGCUAGAAAUCAGCAAGGGUAUCUUGGAAUUACUUGUGCAUAUAUUGAUAACUCAUUUAAAUUAAAUGAAGUUACACUUGCAAUACAAUAUGUACAAUAUCCUCAUACAGCAGAUAAUAUUUAUGAAACAAUUGAGAAAGUAAUUAAAUACUGGGAAUUAACUAAUAAAGUAUUUUCAAUUACUACGGAUAAUGCAUUAAAUAUAAAAAAAGCUGUAAAAAAACUAAAUGGAGUUAUGUGGCAAAGAUGUAGUGCACAUACACUACAAUUAAUAAUUGGAAAAGCUUUAUUACCUGUAAGUAUGUUAAUAGCUCAUGCAAAACGGUUAAUUAAUUUUUUUUUGCGUCCAAAACAGUCAGAACGUUUAGAAAUUGUACAAAAACGAUAUCCAAAUAAGGCAACUAUG
Messenger RNA from Scutellospora calospora, 2156 nucleotides. Lineage: Eukaryota; Fungi; Glomeromycota; Glomeromycetes; Diversisporales; Gigasporaceae. The record is from the annotation of a GenBank genome assembly.